AUGGCAGAUGCUCAGUUCCCCCUUCCUCUGCGAGAGCUCGAAGAUCCGUUGUUCUGCCAAGCUUACAUCGAGGAAUUUCUGAGUUCUUACAACCUUGGUGCCACAAUAAAAAACGCCAUUGCUCGGAGUAUUGCCUCGUUCGUCGUUCAAAUGGCAUGCGGAAACUACGAGAUGACAUUCUACAUCGUUGCUGAAAUCGAUUACAUCCAGAUGUUUUGGAUGGACGACAGUGCGACUGGGGCGGAGGAUGGGGAGGAUGAGGAGGAGGAGACGGAGAUUUUUGACGACUUUUCGGGGAGGAGAGGGGCGCCGGAGACGGCGAUAGAGAGGCUGAAGAAGGAGAAAUUCGAUGGAUUUGGGGGAGAAGAUUUGGGGAAUUGUAGUGUGUGUUAUGAUGAGAUGAAGGAUGGCGGGGAAGAAGUGAGCAGAAUCCCCUGCGGACAUGUGUAUCAUAAAUCUUGUGUUCUCACUUGGCUUCAAAGGAACAACUCAUGUCCUCUGUGCACAAAGAAACUAGAAGUUUAA
Cucurbita pepo subsp. pepo (vegetable marrow) is the source of this 525-nucleotide messenger RNA. The record is from RefSeq and is a predicted model, not a curated record. Lineage: Eukaryota; Viridiplantae; Streptophyta; Magnoliopsida; Cucurbitales; Cucurbitaceae.